Molecule: messenger RNA, 546 nt
Organism: Aspergillus tanneri
Lineage: Eukaryota; Fungi; Ascomycota; Eurotiomycetes; Eurotiales; Aspergillaceae
Gene: TMA20
Product: translation machinery-associated protein 20
Exons: 3
Coding region: 1-546 (181 amino acids)
Biological process (GO): formation of translation preinitiation complex
Molecular function (GO): RNA binding
Source: RefSeq, a predicted model, not a curated record
AUGUUCAAGAAAGAAAUCCCUCCUAGCAGUCGAUCGAAAGUGAAAUCCUCGGUGCAGCGCGGUCUGCGCCAACGAUUCCUAGAAACGUAUCCAGGAUUUGAACCAUAUAUUGAAGAGAUUCUUCCGAAGAAGGCUCAACUGGAUGCGGUGAAAUUACCUGAUAAGUGCACCCUCUACACAAUCGACAGCACACCUCUAUUCUACCAACCACUUGACGGACCACCGAUUCCGCACCUAAAACUAGUCCAUUCCUUCCCCUCCGCCCUCCCAACGGUCCAGAUCGACCGUGGCGCCAUCCGCUUCGUCCUCUCCGGCGCGGCUCUCAUGGCCCCCGGCUUAACCAGUGCGGGCGGCCGACUCCCCGACGCGGACCAGAAACUCGAAAAGGGAGACGUGGUCGCGGUGUUGGCAGAGGGGAAGGAAUUGGCGUGUUUGGUUGGGGUGUUGAAGGCGGGGACGGAGGAGAUUAAGGAAAAGAAGAAGGGAAUUGUCAUUGAUGAUGGACAUUAUUUGGGGGAUGGGUUGUGGAGGAUGAAUUUGGACUAG